Molecule: messenger RNA, 10023 nt
Organism: Bicyclus anynana (squinting bush brown)
Lineage: Eukaryota; Metazoa; Arthropoda; Insecta; Lepidoptera; Nymphalidae
Gene: Kdm2
Product: jmjC domain-containing histone demethylation protein 1
Exons: 21
Coding region: 128-3196 (1022 amino acids)
Biological process (GO): protein demethylation; regulation of transcription by RNA polymerase II
Molecular function (GO): transcription coregulator activity; protein binding; zinc ion binding
Source: RefSeq, a predicted model, not a curated record
GGCAUUAUUGGCAGCAGUGUUGACUGUUGCAAAUGGUGGAUUGCGUUACUUUUUCUCGUGCUCCGUGUAAAAUAUUUACGUAAAAUAGUGCAAAUCUUGUGGCGCAGUGUUUCUGACUCACAGAAACAUGUCGGAAACACUGCCGAAUAACAAAAAACAAGUUCCAAGACAACUGCGCGAACGCAAACAACGCAAGCUCUACUCCGAUGAGUGGGCCCUCGGUGACGAUGAGGCGGAGGGCGGGCGGGGCUUCUCUCUCGCCGACAAGCUGGAGAGCUCCCGCUUCGAACACACCGGCUCAGUCCACGAGAUGCAUGGAACUGACCUAACUAUCGCCUACCUGCAGAAGAAUGGCUUCACAACACCGCUGCUGUUCAAAGAGAAAACUGGAUUGGGCUUACGUGUGCCGACCAGCAACUUCACCGUCAACGACGUGCGAAUGUGCGUGGGCUCGCGGCGACUGCUUGACGUCAUGGAUGUCAAUACGCAGAAGAACAUCGAGAUGACUAUGAAGGACUGGCAGCGCUAUUACGACGACCCAAACAAAGAGAGACUGUUGAACGUGAUCUCGUUAGAGUUCUCCCACACUCGGCUGGAGAACUACGUGCAGGCGCCGCGCAUCGUGCGGCUCAUCGACUGGGUGGACUCAGUGUGGCCGCGACACUUGAAGGAUCAACAGACUGAGUCUACAAACGCUCUGGACGACAUGAUGUAUCCGAAGGUGCAGAAGUACUGCCUCAUGUCGGUCAAGGGUUGCUACACAGACUUUCACAUUGAUUUCGGCGGCACUUCAGUUUGGUAUCACAUUUUGAGAGGAGCAAAAGUCUUCUGGCUCAUACCGCCAACAGAAAAAAAUCUAAUGCUCUACGAAAAAUGGGUGCUUUCCGGAAAACAAUCUGAUGUGUUCUUCGGUGAUACCGUCGAAACCUGUAUAAGGGUUCAUUUACAAGCCGGACAUACGUUCUUCAUUCCCACGGGAUGGAUUCACGCUGUUUACACUCCGAGCGACUCUCUAGUGUUUGGCGGCAAUUUCCUGCAUCAGUUUGGAAUUGAAAAACAAUUGAAAAUUGCACAAGUUGAAGAUGUUACUAAGGUGCCUCAAAAGUUCCGCUAUCCGUUCUUUACGGAGAUGCUGUGGUAUGUCCUGGACCGAUACGUGAGCGCGCUGCUGGGGCGGUCGCACCUGGCGGCCGAGGGCCAGCCGCCUCCUCCGCCCGCGCCGAAGGACCACGUGCACCUCACGCAGAACGAACUGCAUGGACUAAAGGCAAUAGUGGUCUACCUACACCAGCUGCCGGCCGCGCGCAAGUCAGUGCCAGAACUGCUGACGGAUCCGAUAGCGUUAGUGCGCGACGUGCGCACCUUGGUGGAGCAGCACCGACACGACAAACAGAACCAGGCGGUCACUGGGAUACCGGUAUUGAAAGGGCCGGACGAGGUGGUGUCGGGCGAGCGGCGCCAGUCGAGCGGGCGCGGCGGGCGCGGGGGGCACCGCGGCCCGCCGUCGCGUCCGCGCCCCGACCACGCCAACAAUGCGCCGAGGCGACGCCGCACCAGAUGCAAGAAGUGCGAGGCGUGCCAGCGCACGGACUGCGGCGACUGCGUGUUCUGUCACGACAUGGUCAAGUUCGGGGGACUGGGCCGCGCCAAGCAGACCUGCAUCAUGCGCCAGUGCUUGCAGCCCAUGCUGCCGGUCACAGCGUCGUGCGCUGUGUGUCACCUGGACGGCUGGAUGCAGACGCCCGUCGCGCCGCAGGCUAAGGGUAACUCGGGUCGAAACGGCCCAUCGUCACUCCGCGAGUGUUCAGUGUGCUACAGCAUCGUGCACCCGGCGUGCGUGCCGCCCGGCGGACAGAUCAACGAGGACCUGCCCAACUCGUGGGAGUGCCCCACUUGCACCACCAUGGGGCUCAACCAUGACUACAAGCCGCGUCAUUUCCGAGCCCGCCAGAAGUCAUCCGACCUGCGUCGCAUGAGCGUCGGCUCAGACGCCAGCCAGCUCAGCCAACACCACAACACCACACAGAACAAAUUGCCAGCACCACCACCUUCAACUACAAUAAAGACAGAAGUUGGAUCAGACACUGAAAGCAAAGCCGACUCUGCACAACUUAAAACUGAAGAGGAAAUCAAACGUGAAGAGGAGAGCACAGGGGCAGCGGGCGGGGAGGACAAGGGAGACUGGGAGCCUGCCAACAAGAAGCGACGCGCCAGUGACGAGGACGAGGCGCCGAAGAAACAGGCCCUUCGAGCGCACCUCGCUCUGCAGCUUACACAUCACACUGCUAAGAAUAGACCAAAGAGGACUUCAUUGCAGGUGCUCAAGAAGCCGCUGUACCCCGUGCGGCCGGCGCCGCUGUCGCUGACCUCGAGUGGAGGCUCGCCGUGGCUGGACCGCGACGCGAUGUUGUGCGUGUUCGCCAAGCUCACGCCGCACGAGCUGGCGACGUGCGCGCUCGUGUGCAAGGCCUGGGCUGAGUACUCGAUGGACCCGUCGAUAUGGCGCAGCAUGUCGUUCGUGCAAGUGCGCGUGUCCGCCGCGCAGCUGGCCGGCAUCGCGCGCCGGCAGCCGCUCAGUCUGGGCCUCGAGUGGUGCCACUUGGCGAGGCGGCAGCUUGCGUGGUUACUAGCACGUCUGCCAGCGCUCCGAUCUCUAUCCCUGGCAGGAUCACCUGCUGAGUCGGCUCUGGCAUUGAGAUCCAGCUCAUGCCCUCCACUCACAGCCUUGGAUCUCUCCUUCGCGAGGUGUCUCGAUGAUGCCAAACUCCGUGGUAUCCUGGCACCGCCGGAGAACUCGAGGCCUGGUGGAGGAGCCAGGUCAGGGAUGGAACCGUCGCGGCUUGCGGCCUUGGCUGUUCUACGGCUGCCGGGAACUGACAUUACCGAUGUCGCUAUGUUGUAUAUUGUACAGGCUCUACCAAAGUUAUGUGAACUGGACGCGUCCUCGUGCGCGCGGCUGACGGACGCGGGCGCGGCGCAGCUGGCUCACCACGGCUUGCAGAGGCUGUCGCUGGCCGGCUGCAGGCUGCUCACUGAGGCGGCGCUGGACCAUCUGGCCAGGUGUCCCAAUCUCGUCAGAUUAGAUCUCAGGCACGUGCCUCUCGUAUCGACGCAGGCGGUGAUCAAAUUCGCAGCCAAGUCCAAACAUAACCUGCAUGUCAAGGAUGUCAAGUUGGUGGAGCUGAGGAACACCUGAUCCGAGCCUCAGCCCGAAGAGGCACCCGAGGAGACCCAAGAAGUCCAAGAGAUGCAGGAUACACAGGAGGAGAAGUGAACAGUGAUAUAGGAUAGUGUCUGUUGCAAAGAGAAGUGAUCCUUAUGUGUAUGUUACUGAGAAGACAGUUUUGUGUGAACGAACUUAGUGUUGUUUGUUGUUGUAUUGGACAAUGAACCUAAGCUUUUAAUAUGAGGGCCCUUAUUUUUCUAUCAGCCAGAUUCUUAAAUUGGUGACUUUCUUAGCAAUCAUUUUGUUGUAAGUCAAAUAUGCAAUAUUAGACAAACAACACAUUUGUUAAGAUUUUGCUAAGAAUGUGGUCAGUGUGUAAUAUAUAGAAAGAUUACAGAAUCCAGCUGUAGGACAUUGUAUAUAACACAUUUUUUUCUUGACACCUUAACAUUUACAUAUACAUACAUUCUUUUUGUACAGAACAGACUAUUUGCCGCCGCUCGCGACUUAGUCCGCAUGGCAGGCAAAGCACCAUUUUUAUACACAAGUACACGUGUAAAAAGUACACAGUGGUGCACUAUUUACAUGUGUCCCACCAAAGGUGUCAUUUAAAAAUUAUUAAGAUAUUUCUAAUAAUUCUCUGCCUACUUUGUGACAACUAAAUUGACAGUGAUUUUAUAAAUUAACUGUUAAUUUAGAUAUCACAAAGUCAAAAAUGGAUAUUUGAAAGUAAUGUUGAAUGAGGGCUCUCGUUAGUACUAAGUUAAAUGUUUAUAACUCUUCCACAUUAUUGUAUUAUUACAGGCAAGCUAUUGAGUAUGCAAAAUGAAUAAUGGUUUAAGAUAAUUUAUUAUUUGUGAAUAUGUAAGCCUCGUGUUUACUAGUCAAAGAAUUUGUUAACUUUACACCCAUUGAACACAAGUUCGGGAAUUCCUUAACCCUACACCCAUUGGACACAAGUCCGGGAAUUCCUUAACCCUACACCCAUUCGACGCAAGUUCGGGGCUUUGCUCGGAGUUUUUAACCGACUUCAAAAAAAAGGAGAAGGUGCCAAAUAAAAUAAACUUUAAGAGCCUAUUUGGCAUAUCACCGCCUUCAAAUUGAUCAAUAGAAAGGGGAUAGGUAAGAUGUUAUUUUUCGCUUUUUACAGUAAUGCAUCUUUGUGUCAUUUGCAUACUCAAGGCUUCUUGUUGUGCAAUAUUUUUAUUACAUUGACCAUAUUUGCCAAAAAUAAAUAUUAUUUUACUAUACUUACCAAAUAUGUAUUGUGAUCACACAUUUCGCACAACAUAUCAAAAUCGCAACUCCCAAACUAUCAAAAUAGUGUGAAAUGCAAUCUAGUGUACUAAAAACAAAGACUUAUUCCUAGUAAGUGAUAUGUUUGUAACUAUAAUAUUUAUUUAGAUAUCCACGAGCCCAUCAGGGCUUUUGACUCACGACCAAUUUUUAUUAAGCACAGAGCUGGAUUUUAAGUUCAUCGCUCAUUAGAGCCAUUCUGCACUGGCUCUCCUUGAGUAAAUAAACUGAAGUAAAAAGUUUGCAGAACUUACGCAGUUGCAAAAAUCUACUAUUAAUUUUCUUUUUUUUUAAAGAUGUAAUUCUCUGUCAAAGUGCUUGGUAAAAAAUGGUUGUAUACAUUAGCCCUUAUGUUGUCUUGUAAAUAGUACCCCUAAUAUGUAACAUAGUAUUUUAACUGUACUUAUUGCUUAUCUUCAAUUGAUAUUUUUGUUUUGACCAUUAGUGUUUGUAACAAAGAUAGCGGCCCAGUUACUGGUCAUAGCUCAUUAUAGCCACCCGGCCCGGACCGGCACUGCCUCGUCUGGUGUUGUUAGUAUUCAUUUUAUGGUUGACAUAGUGUGAGUAUAUUAUCACUCAAUCACAAACUGACAAAUUGGUAAGGCGGUGCAAGUCGGCUACCCGGAAUUUUAUUAUACCAUCAACUGAAUGAAUCAUGUUAAUUUUAGUUAUCUGAAACCGUAUGAGUCGUAAAAACAUUUUGUAUUUGAUUUAUUGACUUAAAGUUUUGCACAUACUAUACCUACAUAAAGCUAAAGAUCAUUGCUUAUUAGAGCUACGUGACACCAGAUCAGCGCCGCCUCACCUCAUACGGUUAUAGCUUGACAAAUUCGUUCGUAACACUCCCGAUAGUACGCGGAGGCCGGGAGGCGGAUAGCGAUGCCCCGCGCACACGACUUCACACCCGCGCAGUCCUUUCCCUCCCGUCGCCAGCAUAUCAUGCGAGUGUCAUCAAUGAACUUGCCAAGCUAUAGUAUUCAUCUGGACUUCUAUCGACAUAAUUAAUGUGCGAGAGAUAUGACCCAGUAACGCUACGGAAUUGAUAUUGCAAACCCGUUGCGUUACCGAAUCUCAUCGCUCGCUACCAAAGAGAUUGGUACUAGGUGGCUCUAAUGAGCUAUGAUCUUUGGCUAUAUAAUAUACUUAUAGUAUGCGCCAAGUUGCUAGCCCUCUCUGAACAGGACGUAUGGCUGUGGAGUGUAUGAAAACAUAUCCCAGCCGGGUUAUAUUAAUAGCUGCGCAAUUUAUGCAAUGUCAGAGCGGACAAUAAGUUUGGCGUAGACUAUGUUAAAACAUGAUGCUAUGACUUGUGACACAUUAAAAUAAGUACCAUGUAACGGAUGUUCUAUUUUUCGUGUGUAGUCUUUAAUAUUAAUUUUAAUUUUUCGUUUUUUUUUUCGUGUAGGUAAUGUCUUCACACUAGUGCCAAUUCUUGACUUCCUCGUAUGAAGCACACAUUUUAAAUAUAUAUCUUAUUGAAAGUUAAAAGUUAUAAUUUUAUCGCAUGCUGUUGCAUUGCUAUAUAUAUUUUAUUGUUAUUUUUUUUUAAUUUACUAUUUGAAGCAUUGUUUUAUGUUAAUCGAAAAUUUCCUAAUGAACAUUUUUACUGAUGUAUUCAAUUAUUAUUUUACGUCUUAAUUCUAGUAUUUUAUUAUGUAAAUUAAUCUACUCUUACAUAUUAUACAAUGUAAAUUGUAUUGAAAAAGAAAAGUUUUCACCAUCCGGUCUCCGCCCGUAUGUAUGUCGUUUCCUGUAUGUAUGUAAUGGCAUGCAAACUUUAUGACCAUUCGGGACAUUGUGCGCUAAGAUUUUAGGUAUCAGCGGUUACGUAAGUGCGCGGCGGCAGGGCAUCAGGCUCCUAAAGGCAGUCGCCUCACGCGUUGUGAUUAUGUAUGAGCUGCGCGUAUUGUCACCCGCAGCUGAUUUCUGAAACGUCAUAAAGAUUGCAUCCGACCAUAGUAAUCCAUCAAGUUGAAGAAAUUUUCAUUUAUCGUUGUUGGGCCCAGGAACAAAAUAUUUAUUCAUGACCGUACUACUCAAACAUGACAUGAGCUAACUAUGAACGAGGUGAAUUAUGGUGGUGGGGCGUUUUUCUACAAGGUUUGUUGGUUUGUUUAUAAAACAAAAAUGAAGAAAUAUUUUGGUAUGAUCAUAAAGAAAUAUUUUUUUUGGGUCCAAGGACUAUUACUUAUUUAAAAUAUGUUUUAAAUUGGAUCUGUUUAGUGAAAAUGCUGAUUUUAAUGAUCAAUUCACAUUGAUGCAGAGACUUAACGAUUUUAAUUUCUACGCCCUUGUCAACUGUGUCGAACGUUACGUGUAUGUGAGGCCUUAAAUGAAAAUGCGCAAAACCAUCGAUCUCCUACUAAAAAGUGGAUGCACAAUGGGCGACUCAAUGAGUGCCAAACACAACUUCUUGGCACUCAAUUCAAGUAGUCGCAUUUCCAAAUUCAACCUUGCUUAAGGUUGAAUUUGCUCUGAAUAUAAAGGACAUAUAAUUAUAUAAUUUUCUCAGGUACAAUUUUCUUUACCAAUAAUUUUAAAACUGUCGUGAAAUUUUCUACAUGAUUGUGCGUCCUUUUAUUAUAAGAGGUCAACGGUCAAAACUUACGAUUUAAACCCAUUUUAUCGGUCUCUAUAGAUACAGCUAAUCAUCAACCAAAUACAGUAAUCAGUUUUUUAGAAACUUCUUGUUUCCAAAUGAAGCUUUCCGUGUAGACGAAAUAACAUUUCUUCGCGAAUUUAUUAAAUUAAAUAAUGCUUUCAUUUUUUUCUUGCUUUAAUUUAAUUUAAGGUCCAAAUAUAAUUGGAACGUACGUGACCUCGCAGAAAAAGUCGAAACAUCGCCAUUAAAAAUCUAAAUUUUAUGUAUGAUUUUUUUUAAUUUUUGCUUGCAAACAAAUCACAACGCACUUACGUUCUAAUUGGUCAAAAACCUUGAAGGUUUGAUACAAUUGACGCAUCUUCAGUUUAAAUUUUACUGUAGGUGAUUUGCUUCGACUCCACUGUAUCAGUGUAGAUUGAUCGAUACGAUUACUGUUUAUAAAUAUGUAUAUAUAUAUAUAUAAAUAGGUACAACAUUUUAUAAUACACACACACAGCUAUCUUAGUUUCAUGACAAUAUUCAAAUCGCUUGUAUUCUUUGUUUAGUUCUAGUCGCUUCUUAGGUUAAGCCAAUCGUUAAAUAUUAAAUAGCUAUAAUAUUAACAUGUGAAUUUAUUUCAAUAUCUUUCGAGGCUACGUCAUACAAUUUUCACUGAAAUCGUCAAUCUCUCAGAAACACCAACAAAACAUUUAAAAUAAGAAAUCAAAUUGAACGACAUUUUUGUAUACUGAAUAUAUUAAAUCAAUUUAUUGAGUAUUUAUAUUUUAGUCGUCGUCAUCAACCCAUAUUCGGCUCACUGCUGAGCUCGAGUCUCCUCUAAGAAUGAGAGGGUAUAUUUUAGUACAUUAAUAGUAUUACUGCUCUAAUUGGUUGUACACAAAUUAUGAACUAAAUUGUCAGGUGUAAAAUAAUGGCACUAACUAAUUACGCCUAAUGUCAGCCACUGACGAUCAAGUAAUCUCACAAGCUUGCAGCGUCAAUGUGUAAGACAUCAUGUCGAUCGCGACCAACACACGAUCAGUUUCAUCAGCCGUGAAGCUGUUAGCGCUGCAGGCAUACGAGUUUACUUGAUCAUCAGUGGCUGACUUGACAGUUCAAUUUAGUAUUUGUGGAGCAACUAAAAAAUUAGCAUGUUUUUUUGAAUUGUUUCCUUAAUUGUUUAAGUGACAAGUGGGAGAAGUGUAUAUUAUGUCAGCAAAUCGUAAACUGUAAGUAAACCGACGCUGGUCACAGUAUGCGAGGUCGAAGGGCCGCCUAUAGUGUUAGAUUAUUAAAGUAGGUAUUAUUGACAUCAUUGACUAAAUAGUAUUACACAAAGAUGUAUACUUGACAAAAUUCAUUAAAUCCAUUCAUAGAAAUAUUAAACUAAUUAUAAAAUAAAAUCAUUUGUAACAAAAAAAUAAUAAAUGUAAAAAGUUAGUUUUAAAAUGAUGCAAAAAAAACUUUAAGUAUGUUUUUGUGAGACUGUACAAUUGUACAUAUAAUAUUUAAAAUGUUACUCGAAACAACAAAGUAACAAUUUAAAUUAAACUCAGAUUGUUGCGCGAAGUCGCAUUAAUUACUAUGCGCACAAAAUGAGUUUUUCCGGACGUCAAGCCGGCAGCGCUGCAGGCAUGUGGUUAUAUCGGACCGUGGGUAGCCACCAUAAUGUGUGAUUUUAAAAUUUUGAAUGAACAUCGUCAACGCGCGAUCCUCUGGCACCUAGCCGGUAUGUAGCUAAUAAGCAUUGUGUGCCUCUGUGUAUAGAAAUUUAAAACGUUAAAUAAAUAUAUUAAAUAAAAUAAAAUACUUAUUGUUAGUGUCAUCAAAAUUUAUCAUAAAGAGUUUUGUGAGUAACGAUUCUAAUAAACAAAAUUUUACUUAUCGAAAUGUAAUAUAGAUUAUAUUCUAGUUUUAUAAGGAUUGCCUUAUGAGCUUGUCAAACUAACAGCGAAUCGAAUGAUUAUCCCGAGAAUUAGAAUAUUAACGCCUUGAUCCUUUUUUAGCCGUAGAAUGAUGAUUUCAUUCUACAGGUAUUUAUCGUAUCUUUAACUAUUCAAAAACUUGAUAGUAAGUAAAUACAUGACUAGCUAAGACACGUCAUCACAAAUCCAAUAUGGCGGCCUCCCGAAGUUGGCGGACUGGUUGUUCGACAUCCACCCCUAUGAUAUAGAUAUACAAUGAAAGGGUAUUCUGUCAGGAAUACGAAAAAAAACAGUCACGUGACUUAAAUCCAAUAUGACGGAUGACCAAUUUUUAGUUCUUGGCUAAAAGCGUGUUUUUUUAGUAGUAACUAUUAUUUUUCUUCUUCGAUUACUAGCAUAUUAUAGAUUAUACUUUUGAAAAAUAAAAUAAAAAAAAUACAUCAGUGAAAGUACGCCUAAAUGUUUGAAUUGAUUCGUUAAUAAAGAGUUUACCCUUACUGGAUAUAUUGUCCUUGGAGAAAUCUUCAGUUCUUAUAUUAUGACGUGAGUAGGAUAUCUUUAUGUAUAUACACUUGACUCCUAAAUGGACGACCGGUCGCCCAUCGUAUGCGUUACGUGACAUGUAAAAAAAUUAAAGUAAACUAAGGGCAAUAGGCGAGCACAGUAUCAUGCUCCGCGCGAUAGAGGAAUAUAAAGAUUUUUUAAAUAGCUCACAACGGUAGAUUAAAACCGCAUUUCCUGACUGUCGGCUUCCUCAACGCAGACGGGCUUUUCGAUAAAAUACUCGCGGCGGGCAGCGAAUGGAUAUAGACAUUUUUGUUAUUUCAUUCGGUUCGCUGUUUAUUGGGUUGGGCAGUAACGAUAGGUGUAUAAGAUGUGAGAGUUUUGUAUUUGGGCCGAGCUCGCAUGCUGGCUACACUGGUAGGGAUGGUGAUAUUACAGCUAAGUGAAGCUCUACGAUGUUAUGUGAAAUUGAUGGUUUUAUGAGUUGUAACAUUGUAUCAUUGGUUACCAUAAGCACUUAUUGUAUUUGAAAUAAAUAUUUACAUUGAAAA